CUUGAUGUCCUAGUGUCAUUUUGCAACUGUAAAGCAUUCAUAGCUUUGUUACUAAUUCCACAUGAUGAGUAAUUGUGAUUAUGGACAUUACUAGUAAAUAUGUUUUCAUGUAAUAUAUUACAGAUUACUUCACAAAAUGAGCCACUGAAAGCUGUUAUGGUAUGGUUCCAUGGAGGUGCAUUUGGAUUUGGAUCAGGAAACACUGAUCUUUAUGGUCCAGAUUAUUUUGUUGCUGCUGAUGUUAUUGUAGUCACAUUGAAUUACCGCCUUGGAGCUCUUGGCUUUUUAAGUUUAGAAGAUGCAACUAUACCGGGCAAUAAUGGCCUUAAGGACCAAGUAGCUGCCCUCAGAUGGAUUCAGCAGAACAUCAUAAACUUUGGCGGUGAUCCAGAUAAUGUUACAAUAUUUGGUCAAAGUGCUGGUGGUGCCUCUGUACAAUAUCAUUUGAUAUCUCCAAUGUCAAAAGGACUUUUUCACAAAGCAAUUGCACAGAGUGGCUCUGUUUUUAAUCCUUGGGCAAGCAGAAAAACUUUGAAGGAGAGGUCGUUUGCCUUGGGUGCUGUGCUGGGAUGUAAAACGAAUGAUCCAAAAGUGCUAAUUGAUUUUCUCAGGACUUCCACUCCAAAACAGAUAGUAGAAGGCACUGCAAGAAUAGUAACUCCUGAUGACAAACGAAGAGGAAAGAACAUACCAUUUUUACCAAUACCAGAAAAGGACUCUGGCAGUUUAGAAGAAGUUUUCCUACCCGAUAAUCCACAAAAUAUUGUAAAAUCAGGAAAAUUCUGUGAUGUGCCUUAUCUUACUGGAAUUACUUCUCAUGAAGGCAUGAUGGAGCUUAAAAAUAUUCUAAAAAAGCCAGAUUUGCUGAAAGAAAUAGACAAUGACUUUGAAAGAUUGGUGCCGGAAGAUAUGGAACUGGGAGAAAAAAGUGGAAGAUUGAAGAAAGCCAGUGAUAUGAUAAGACAGUUUUAUUUUGAUGGUAAACCAUUCACAAAAGAUAACAUAAUGGAUUAUGUAAAUUUGCAGACUGACAUAAUGAUAGCACACGGGUUGUAUCAAACAGCAAAGUACCAUGCAAAGUAUAGUCGCAGCCCAUUAUAUUGUUAUAAUUUUGGGUUUGAUGGUGCUCUGGGUGUCUUCAAAAGUUGUUUUGGUGCAUCUCAUCUUCCUGGUGCUUGUCAUGUUGAUGAUAUUGGAUACUUAUUCCAUAUGUCAGUUGUUGAUAUCACUGUGGAACAUGACUCUAUAGAAAUGUCAACUAUACGAAGGAUGGUGAAAUUGUGGACAAAUUUUGCAAAGACUGGUGACCCUACACCACACCUGGAUACUGAUGUAAUGGUCAAGUGGACACCAUAUAGCCUGACAAACCCAUGUUACCUGAAUAUUGACAAGGAUCUCACCAUAAGGCAGAAUCUUAACAAAGAACGCAUGGAGUUUUGGGAUGAUCUAUACAAAUGGAGUACAGCAACAUCAAAACAGUGAAAUUAUUACAAAACAUAAGGGCACAUCAAAUGUGAUGUUCAUGGGCUGUCAGAAUGCACAUAUCAUUUAAUUUUUAUGUAAAAGUGAAAAAAUAAACUUGAUGUAUUAAUC
Molecule: messenger RNA, 1593 nt
Organism: Schistocerca gregaria
Lineage: Eukaryota; Metazoa; Arthropoda; Insecta; Orthoptera; Acrididae
Product: esterase FE4-like
Exons: 8
Coding region: 100-1482 (460 amino acids)
Source: RefSeq, a predicted model, not a curated record